AUGGCUCCCAAAAACAAGGAGCGCAGUGGCUCGCCCAGCCGGAUCAACGAUGCGCGGUUUGCCAAGUUCGAGAGCGACCCACGGUACCGACUGCCGUCGCGGCGUGACGCGAAAACGAAGCUUGACAAGCGGUUCAGUCGGGUUUUGAAAGACAAGGAGUUUACGGCCACAACACAGAUUGACCGGUAUGGGCGUAAGCUCAAGUCGGACAAGAAAAAGAAGGCGCUGGAGCGUCUGUACGAGGCGGCGGACGACGAAGAGGAGGAUGACGAAGACAGCGAGGACGAUACCAAGUCCGCGUCAAGCAAACCAAGCAAGCCGUCCAAGAUGGCACGCGCAAACUACGACGCGGCACGAGGCGGUGGCUUCUCGGCAUCCGAGUCCGAGUCUGACGAGGACGACGAGGACGACGAUGAUGAAUCAGACGGCGAGCGUUUUGGUGGCGAGGACGACGCGGACGACAGCGACGAGGCGGCUGUCGACACGCAGCAGUUCCGCGAGGAAGAAGCGGAGGUGCCGACGGGCGAGAUCACACACCGGCUGGCGAUUGUCAACCUGGACUGGGACCACGUUAAGGCGCGGGACCUGAUGGCAAUGUUUGCGAGCUUUGUGCCCAAAAACGGACGGGGACGGAUCGAGCGGAUCUCGGUGUACCCCUCGCAGUUUGGCAAGGAGCGGAUGCAGCGGGAGGAGCUGGAGGGCCCGCCGAGAGAAAUCUUUAAAGCAAAGGACAGCGACGAGGAGGAGGAUGACGACGAGGAGGGAAGCAAAGACUCCGAGGAUGACGACGACAGCGACGAGGACGACGACGACGAGGAUGAAAAGGUGAAACAGGACCUUCUUCGUGAAGAGGACGACACGGACUUUGACAGCAACGCUCUGCGGUCGUACCAGCUGGACCGGCUGCGCUACUACUAUGCGGUGAUGGUGUGCUCGGACACGGCGACGGCGGAGGCAAUUUACCGGGCCACGGACGGCACCGAGUACCAGUCGUCGUCCAACUUUAUCGACUUGCGGUUCGUGCCGGACGACACGACGUUUGACGACGACGAGCCGCGGGACGAGUGCACCGAGGUGCCCACCAACUACAAGCCGGUGGAGUUUGUGACGCAGGCGCUGCAGCACAGCAAAGUCAAGCUGACGUGGGACAUGCACCCCGAAGACACGUCGCGCAAGGACCUGAUGAAGAAGGCGUUUUCGGGCACGCCGGCGGAGCUGAUUGAGAACGAUCUGCGCGCGUACCUGGCGAGCGACAGCGACGGCGAGGACGGCUUUGAGGACGAUGGAGAGGAGUUUGGUGGCGUGGAGGAGAACGGCGACGACAAGGAGGGCGGCGGAGGAGAAGGAGACGAUGCCGACGAGGACGAGGAAAAAGAGAAACCUGCCAAGCUGAGCAAAAAGGAGCUCGCACGCCAAAAGAUGCGCGCCGCGUUGGGCCUGGCCGAGGAGCCGGCCAAGAAGAGCGGCAAAGACAAAAAGAACGGCCCUGUGGGCGGCAUGCAAAUCACAUUCACCCCCGCACUCUCCGACGCCGCGGCUGCCAAGAAAAAGUCUGGCGGCGCGGACGGCAGCGAAGAGACGACACUGGAAAAGUACAAGCGCAAGGAGAAGGAGCGCAAGGCCCUGCGCAAGCAGAAGGCGAUUGCCAAGCGCGAGGGCCGUGAUCUCAACGCAGAUGCCGAGGCAGAGAGCGAUGUGGAGGAGGAUGGAGGCCGCGCCGAGGGCGGCGACGACCAAGACCUUGGCUUCAAUGAUCCGUUCUUCCUGGACGAUGCUCCGGGCGCUUUCGGCGCGGCCGGCGGCGCGGGCGCCUCCAAGUCGGCCAUCCGCAAGGAGGAGCGCCUGAAGAAGCGGGCGGCGCGCGAGGCCGCGGCCAAGGAGAAGGAAGCGUCGCGGGCGCAGCUGGAGGCGCUGAUGGGCGACGACGGCGAGGAAGCGCGUGGCAGCGCCGGCCACUUUGACAUGCGCGAGGUGAUGAAGGCCGAGAAGCAGCGGCAAAAGGAAGCGCGCAAGAAGAACCGGCGCAACCACAACCGGCGGCAUGACGGCGAGGACGAUGCCGGUGAGGCAGCCGGCGGCGCCAGCGCCGCUGCUGCCAUCCACGGCGUGGACGUGGCAGAUCCGCGUCUGGAGGCGGUGUUUGCUGGCGGCGAGUUUGCCAUCGACCCGUCGCACCCGCAGUACAAGGACACGCUGGGUCUGGAACAGAUGCAGAACGAGGCGCGACGGAAACGCAAGGGCGGCGAUGGCGAGGAUGGUGGUGGCGCUUCGUCCAAGUCCAGCAAGAAGGCCAAGACCAACUCGACCCGCAGCGACGAGCUGGCCGACUUGGUCAAGUCCGUCAAGAGCAAGGCGAAGAAGGCGGCGUUGUGA
Sporothrix schenckii 1099-18 is the source of this 2373-nucleotide messenger RNA. Its product is annotated as pre-rRNA-processing protein ESF1. The record is from RefSeq and is a predicted model, not a curated record. The transcript has a single exon. Gene Ontology annotation, cellular component: nucleus. Gene Ontology annotation, biological process: rRNA processing. Gene Ontology annotation, molecular function: RNA binding. Bases 1 to 2373 code for a protein of 790 amino acids. NCBI's taxonomy places the organism in Eukaryota, Fungi, Ascomycota, Sordariomycetes, Ophiostomatales, Ophiostomataceae.